Pisolithus orientalis is the source of this 1156-nucleotide messenger RNA. RefSeq lists its product as uncharacterized. The transcript is spliced from 2 exons. The record is from RefSeq and is a predicted model, not a curated record. Bases 293 to 1018 code for a protein of 241 amino acids. Lineage: Eukaryota; Fungi; Basidiomycota; Agaricomycetes; Boletales; Pisolithaceae.
CAAAAACAUCCACUUGGGAGAUUCGACAAACCCACCGUCGACUACGCACAUCCAACACCUUUCAUACCUGGCCAAAUCAUGCUGUCAUUCCAUCGCUGCCAGCUGCAGGAGGUCGCGUUUCAGCCUGUUGAAACGUGCGGCUACUCCAACGUCAUCCCCGCCGGUCAGUCCGAUAUAUAUCCCUGACAGUCUAAAAUGCUCCCCAAGCCAGAGAGAUCUGAAGGCCCCUCGCCUUCGAGAGCAGCCGUGGGCACCGGUCGUUCUUCACCAGUAUACACUAGAACUUUUCGCGAUGAACAACACCGACGGCGUCCGCAACCGCAGGGAGUCACAUACGAAAACAAAGGAAAUUAAGCCCCUUUUCACGACGGAUGCCCUUCCAACGGAGAGGAAGCGGCGCUUGCAGACCCAGACAAAGAUCAAACGCACCCGCCCCCCUCCUACCACGCCGGCUCUCACAUUUCAUCCCUUUCAGAACCGUAUCCGCUCAGGCCGCCAAGAUCCGUCCCUUCCGACGGCUCGUUACUCUCCUGACACCUCGAACGGCGGUUCGUUCGAGGAGCGGGCCGAGCACACACCACACAGUGCAACCAACGAGUUGCCAUUCACCCCCGAACCGUAUGAUCCGCUGUCUCAUACACGACCUCGCGCUUUCGACCCCUCCGUUGCCUGCCAAGCACCGCCUAAUCAUGAAAUGAACCCACCAUCUCUCGAGUACGACUCGCCACUAUCCUACACCUCAUCGUCCUCACCCACUACGUCUGAUCGGUCCCCGACCAACUUCCCCGAGGGCUCCGGUUAUGAGAUAGCCAAUUUCCAAAUCUCACCCACAAGCGAAGAUUUCUAUCAUUCACAUUCAUACAGCCCUGCUGUGCAGGGCGAUGAGCAGUACCACCUUUAUGGCAAUGUUGGAGUCGUGAAUUACCCGAUUUCUUAUCCUGAUACCAACUACGGCGGGGUCGCUCCUAACGCAGUCCCUUCGUAUACAACCAGCUAUCGGCCACCCCCUUCCCGCUGAUUUGGUAUUACAGCCUGUAGACCUAGAGAUCUAUAGGCGCGGAUUUGAAGGGACCACCGUUCUAGCCGUACUUUCAUCAUUCAACUAUAUAAUGCAUAACAUGUGUUUUCCAUUCAUUGCUGUGUAUCAUACCGCAGC